UGUAUGCAACAUAAUAACAAGUGAGACGAUCAACUGAAUUGUUUCACAAUAAAUUAUUGCUCAUUUAUUUAGUCGGCAUAAUUUGCUAGCUCUUAGUGUGAAUUUCAUUGUAUAUAUUCAAGAUGUGCGCUGAAUUCGUUCCGGUCGAAACUAAAGCCUCAUUGUUACUGAAGCAAAAACAGAAAGAUUUCAGCGUUAUCGUUCACGAGCCCCGGAAAUCAAAAACUAAAGUUCUAAGACCCAGUAAAAUAACACGUGAAGAUGAAGAUCCUUCUAAGGAUAACAGUGACCAGAAUGCUGAGCAGGAUAUCGAUGAUAUUUUCUCCGAUGCCCGCCGAAGGAAGCGCAAGCGUCGCGAAGAUCCACAACUAUUCGAUAUCAGCAGAGCACGAAAAGAAGUAAUAAAUUACGGCAUUUCCGGCUUGGACAAGGAAACAAAGCACACCGCUAAAGUGGCAUUAGCAAUAAAACUGGGUGCAAAACCACCAAAAAAUGUCUACCGCAACUAUAAGGAAAUUCUUGAGGAACGGAAACACAAGAACGAAGAAUCCGACCGGUCCAUCCGACGCCGUCGAGGACAGAGCUUUGGUGCGGCCAAGUCUUUCCAACAGCAGCAGCAACGAGCUCGUCAGAAAUCGACCAACCCGGGCUCAGUCACCAAACACUAUGGCGUGGUGAAACCUAAGAUUGUUGAUAAAAAAAGAAAAGCUAGAUAAUAAUUAUUAACCAGUACCAGCUUUUGUUUUCGUUCUCCCAAAAGUCAUUUUGCUGUAGAGAGAUAUAUGUGUAAACCGCAUUUGUUGUAAUCAAUAUAACGAAUGGAAAGUGCAAAACCUUUAAUUUAUUAAGAAACUUGGACUUCACAUCGAAAAAUAAAUCACGACGACGCACAUUGGUGAUCAA
Messenger RNA from Malaya genurostris, 903 nucleotides. RefSeq lists its product as uncharacterized. The transcript has a single exon. Bases 123 to 716 code for a protein of 197 amino acids. Lineage: Eukaryota; Metazoa; Arthropoda; Insecta; Diptera; Culicidae. The record is from RefSeq and is a predicted model, not a curated record.